Molecule: messenger RNA, 1172 nt
Organism: Helobdella robusta
Lineage: Eukaryota; Metazoa; Annelida; Clitellata; Rhynchobdellida; Glossiphoniidae
Exons: 2
Coding region: 405-791 (128 amino acids)
Source: RefSeq, a predicted model, not a curated record
UUUUUUUUUUAAAUUGAUGAAUAACCGAAGUUUAUUAUCGUGAACUAGAUCUGAUGCGUUAGUCACCUUUGUUUUAAAUUAAAAAAAAUUUAAAAUUGUUGCGAAAAUUUUGGUUGAUAAAUUUGUGAACAUUUCAAAACAUAAAAAAUUUAUACUGGAUUCGACUGACAAUUACCAAUUACAGAUAUUAUAAAUCUCGAUGGUUACAACGAAGAAAUCUUGAAAAAAUCCCAGAUAAACAUCUUCCCUCAAACAAUUAACUGAUCUGACAUUUGACGCUCGCACGAAAACCAAAUUGAUUUGAAUAUUUAAAACGCGUCAGUGGAGUUUGGUGAAUAACAACAACGACAGAAUCUAAAUCCUGGAAAAUCCGCUCAAUCGCGAAUCAUCCUCUACCAGAAAGAAUGGACAUGCAUACAUUCAAAGUAAUCAUGGUAGUGAACGUCGUCAUCAUUUCUUACUGCGUGAGUGCAAUGAUCUACCCGCAGCCAUACCCAAUCUACAUAAUGUUCGAGGCAUCACUGGUGGCCUUCAUCAUUGCUUUCCUACCACACAACCGUCUCUACCUAAUCUAUUUCGUCACUGUCGUAAUACUUUUGAUCAUUUUCGCAACGGCAUUCAUCUCCUCCGUUAUCAUCUUGAUCCGCUAUAAGAUUUUCCUUGAAACGGAUGAACUCCCAAAGUUUAGCUUCAUCUUCGGAAUGCAGCUUAAGGUUGUGAUUGGCGCACUAUCAUACCUGAUGGGUUUCUGCGAAGAGAAUAGCACGUGGGAUAAUUGCAAUCAUAUUUGAUGUUUCUUUUUUUUCAUUAUGGUUGUGUGGGUUGGUCGCGUGUGUACCUGGUACUGGAGCGUUUUGGGUGAGUCCGACGGGACAUUUAUUACGCAAGUACCAUGUGUGGAUCUUUUAUAACAUAUGCAACAUUUGUGCGUGUGCGUCUGUGCUUGUUCGUGUAUUCUUUUAUUUAUUUGUCUGUUCUUUUCAUCGUUUGGUUGAUUGUUUGAUUGAUUGUUUGUUUAAUCUUAUGUAUAUUUGCCUAACUAAAGAUAUUUAAAUAUAUAUAUAUAUUCUAAUCAUCAUUUAUGUAUAACAUUACAUGCUCAAAACGAUUCAACAUUUAUUUAUUAUGAACGUUUUAAUUUAAAUUUGCUCAGUGUUUGUUUGCUAUAAAGU